Molecule: messenger RNA, 3882 nt
Organism: Archocentrus centrarchus (flier cichlid)
Lineage: Eukaryota; Metazoa; Chordata; Actinopteri; Cichliformes; Cichlidae
Gene: zbtb45
Product: zinc finger and BTB domain containing 45
Exons: 5
Coding region: 56-2080 (674 amino acids)
Biological process (GO): regulation of transcription by RNA polymerase II
Molecular function (GO): protein binding; DNA-binding transcription factor activity, RNA polymerase II-specific; RNA polymerase II cis-regulatory region sequence-specific DNA binding
Source: RefSeq, a predicted model, not a curated record
CCCCCUCCCCCACCCCCACGCCCACCCCGUUCCCAGUGACUCACCCCCCCCUGCCAUGGUGUCCGGCACAGAGACUGUGCACUACAUCCACCUUCACAAUUCCAGCCAGUCAGUGCUGGAAGCCCUGCGCACACAGCGGCGAGAGGGCCUCUUCUGUGAUGUGACCGUGCGGAUACACGAUGCCUCGCUGCGUGCCCACGCCUGCGUCCUGGCAGCUGGCAGCCCCUUCUUCCAGGACAAGCUGCUGCUGGGUCAUUCUGAAAUCUCUGUGCCACCGCUGGUGCCCGCUGAAACCGUGAAGCAGCUCGUAGACUUCAUGUACAGUGGCUCGCUGGUGGUGCUGCAGUCACAGGCCCUGUGCAUCCUCACCGCAGCCAGCAUCCUGCAAAUUAAGACGGUCAUUGACGAGUGCACUCAGAUCAUCUCUCAGAGGAAGGCAGCAGCGGGGGCAGCAAGUGCGGCUGCCGCAGCCGCCGCAGCUGCAGCCGCAGGAGGAGGGAUGCUUGGAGGAGUCCUCCCUAAACAAGAGGAGCGUGGCGGGGGGAAAGGGAGAGAGAGUGGCAGCAGUGGAAGCUGUUCUGUUAGUGGCGCAGGUGGGGGUUACGCAAACUUCUCUAAUUUCAUUGCUGAAUGCGGAGGUGGUAACAUGGGUGGGGGGUUGGGGGGUGCCAAUGUUAGUGUCAGUGAGAGCGGCCCAGGCCCAAUGGAUCAAGCUAACACUGUAAGUCUGAUGGCGCUUGGAGACAUGGGCCCCAGUGCCAUGUGUGGUGGUGACACGAUGGGCACUGGGGGCGUCCUCAUGAAGCAGAGCUCUAGCUGUACUCAGGAUGUAAGGUACAAGCUCCGAGACCUGUUGGCACAGACAGCCAACGGAGCCAGCACAAGUAGCACAGGGAACCUCUCUGCGGGCUGCAGCUCCGGCGUGGCCAGUGUGGACAGCAUUGGCAGGGACAGCCUCCGUGGCAACACAACUGACCUCUCUGAUGACCUUGUGGGGAUAGACCGAUACAGCGAAGAGGACGACUUGGAUGGGAGAGAGCGGGGAAGAGAUGGAGACAGAGACAGGGGGGCGAGCCACAGCCGCAAGCAGAGGCAGCCGUUAAGACUCCAGGUGCUGGGAGGAGAGGGAGUGGUGGUCAAGGAUGAAGGGGUUCAGGACGCAGGUGGGACUGUCUAUGCCUUGGAGGAUGGGAGACGAGAUCAAGAGCAGGAGGGAUCCCAGGAAUCCAUGGCAAGUUUUGGACAGGAUUUCUAUGAUGAGCAGGGUGUGUUUUCAGAGAGUUUCUGGCCCCAGAGCGAGCCCCCUCAAGCCAUGGCUUUUAACCCCAGAGGAAGGGUCAACAAGCCGCUGACUCCGCCUCCAACCACACAGAGCAUCAACAACCAGCUUCUGUUCCAGUACCCAGUGAGCCAGUCGCAGCCAGCUCCAUUCUAUGUGGGUGGGCCCAUGGGUGGGAUUGACAGCAUGGCGGGGACAGAGCCCAGUCAGCAGGCUCCGCCCCCAGCACCAAUGACCCCAGCCCCACCUCCCUCCACCUCAUCCUGCUCUGCAGGGCCCUCACCUUCCUCCCAGGGAUCUGAGACCUCUUUCGACUGCACGCACUGUGGCAAAUCUUUACGUUCCAGGAAGAACUACAGCAAGCACAUGUUCAUCCACUCUGGUCAGAAACCUCAUCAGUGCUCCAUCUGCUGGCGCUCCUUCUCCCUGCGGGACUACCUCCUCAAACACAUGGUGGUGCACACUGGCGUCAGGGCCUUCCAGUGCACCAUGUGCGGCAAGCGUUUCACCCAGAAAAGCUCGCUAAACGUGCACAUGCGCACCCACCGUGCCGAGCGCACCUUCCAGUGCAACGUGUGCCACCGGGCCUUUACCCACCGCACCUUGCUGGAGCGCCAUGCCCUGCAGCACGCCCACCACGCCCCGCAGACCCCAGGUCAAGGCCAGGGGCGUGGAGCCGAUAUGACCUCACCUACCAAGCACAGCCCUCCUGCUAUGGGAGGGCCCUCAGGUAUGGCUGGCGCAGCUGGCAUGGUUGGCAGCAUGGCCAACAUGCCCAGCCACGGAGCUUCCUCUACCUAGAGAGAGAGGAGGGAAAGGGGGGGGAGAGAAGCAGGUUUGUGAACCCAUUCCUCGAAUCAACACGUAUUUGCUCCUAACAGCCUUGUUGAUCUUUUGUUCUAAUGGAAAGAGCGCCAUUUUAGCUUAAUGCCACUUUCAAUCAGGGUUCCUACACAGGCCUGGAAGGCUUUUUAAAUUUGGAAAAAAAUGUAUAGGGUGUUUUGGAAUUGCACAAAUAUAAUGGGAACGUGUAGGUAAAAAAAAGUUCAGUUUUUGGAAACCCAUUUGAGCUAAUCGUAGCUGUAAUUCAUGUUGUUACAUCUGCUGCUAGAAGGAUUAAGCUUAUAGAGCAACAUCAUAGCAAUCAUGCCUUGUUGAAUAGCCAUCUGAAUUUUUUUAUUUUUAAUUUUUAUAACUGAGACUUGUGUAGGAGCCCUGUUUUGAAGAGACCAGAGAGUCACCAAAGAGGUUAGGAAAACUGAGCAGGGUUUGGGAGUGGGUGAAGGUAAAGAAAGUUGUAGCGCUUGUUUUUUUUUUUUUUUUCUCGUAGGUGGAGGUGAGGUUGGGAGUGGGAUAACAAUUGGGGCUAUGAGGAGAUGCAAGUUAGGGAAAUGGGAAGAAGAGGUUGGUCAGACUGGAGAUUUGCCAGGCUUCAUUCACCCUCAGUUCAUUUAACUGCAGCUUGUGUCGGUUUUCCUUAAUUCAAACUUACAAGUUCAUACAAAAACAAGCAUGGCGGUGCGUAAACACAGUCACAGACACCUACUCUGUGUGUUGGUUUCAAAUCAGCAUUAAAAGAUUCCACAAUUUAUGAUUGUUUCUCAGAAAUAUACCUUCCAUGUAUCUCUGACUUUUUGGCCAACUUUAAAAACAGUUAUAGCAUUAGCCACGCUAGCAUCUGUUUUUAGUCCAACAGUACAUUAAAGGGGUCGAAUAAUUGGCAGAUAAUAAUUAGAGCAUUUUGACUUCUAUCCCUGCUGUUGUAUAGCCAUUUCUGAUGUGUUGACAAAGAGUAUUGACAAAAAUAGUAAUUUUACCCAAAAGAAGAUAAAAAUUGUUAUUCUACAAUAUGUGACUUUGGUUUAAUGCACUAACAUGUUAAGAUGCCGAAGGAAAAAAAAAAUGAACCACUCAUUUGGGAAGCAGUUCUCAUUUACAAACAUGACCUUUAACACCAAGUGUAUCACCGCCGACACAUUUGUGCAAGUGUACUUUGAAUUUUUCUGAUAGGAGAAAUUGUCGCGUAAUUACGGUAAUGCAAACGGUUUCUGAAAGCUGAGAAAUUGCUCUUCACACCCAACGUAGGGUUAUUACGGUAAUUUCACUCGCGCUGUUGCCAGAAGUCCGUGAACGGUGGCACAUCUGAAACGCGUCGUGUCGGCGACGACACGGUUGGCGUUAAUUAAGGUGUUUCCUACUAUAGGCCAAUUUCUAAAGGUCACUAUAAUGUGCAGCUCAGUUUGAGCCGUUUUCAGGUAGAGAAACGCGUAUCGUGGAUUACGUAUUCAACAGCUGAAGUUAAUGGCUCUCAUAUUUGUUCUCUCAGCAGUAACAUACACACGGGCACAUUCUCAUUAGUGAAACAUUAUUAUGCUUGCCUUUCACUUUUCAGUUUACCUUCAGCGCCUUUUCUUUUUCUCCCCUCUUCAUUUUCUGAUUUUUGCAUAUUUAAGAUUGAAAAAAAAGAAUGCACUGACUGAGUUAAUUGAAUUGAAUGUGAAUGGAGCCUGGCACUAUUCAGGAGCAACCCUCAAUGACAAAGAAGCGUGCUGAUGAAUGAAUCGAAGACGAAGGAAAAUAGUCUGACCGGAGUGAGAAUACAG